This is a messenger RNA of Striga asiatica, 495 nucleotides long. The record is from the annotation of a GenBank genome assembly. Lineage: Eukaryota; Viridiplantae; Streptophyta; Magnoliopsida; Lamiales; Orobanchaceae.
AUGACGAUCUACAACUCGAUGUUCCUCGUGAAUAAGACCGACGAGGUCCGGCUGAUGAGGAAUAAAUUCCACGAGCUGGGGUUAAGGGACGAGGACUUCUUGGAGAAGAGCUGGAUCGCGUCCGUGAUGAUUCCCGCGUGGAAGCUCAGUUUCAAGGGGAAGUCGGAUAUGGUGAAAACCGCCAUCCCGAGAGCAGUGCUGAGGAAGCUGUGUGAAGCCGUGAAGCAGCAAAGCAUGUCGCUGGUGAUUCUGACGCCUUACGGAGGAAAAAUGGCGGAGAUUCCCAAGGACGCAACUCUUUUUCUGCACUGCGGCAACACGUUGUUCAUGGCGUACUACGUGUGGCAGUGGCCAACGGAAGGCAAGAGGCCCCAGAAGCAGGCCCAGAACGAAAACUGGGUGAGGGGGAUUUAUGAGACGAGUGUGUCGAGUUAUCCGAGAUGGGCGUACGUGAACUAUAGGGAUCUCGAUCCACGCGGUUCGAUUUUCCGGUGA